GUCGCGAAAUGGUUUGUUCCUCUUGUCACCUCUCUGCUAUUGUCUACAAAAGCCUGAAUAAAACCAUGGAUUGGAUCUUGUCGGGUCAACUUUAAGGGACGACCGUAUAUUCGUUGAUUUUGCAUGCAUAUUGGAUUAGGCAGUUACAGUCUUGCAUGACUGCCAAUUCUCAGCUAACAUGUUGGCCAACAAUUUCCAGGAGCUGGUCACCAGUCUUCCACUGUCUCGAGUUCUUCUCACUGUCGGAUUGAUAAUAAUCACAUUAUGGAUCGUAUCACGGAAGAACGUCGAUCCCCGCGAGCCACCCGAGAUCAAGCCUACCAUUCCUGCUGUAGGGCAUAUCAUUAACCUAGUGCGCAACGGGUUGUCAUACUACACUAAAAUCAGUUUGGAACAUCGUGAUCUGCCCAUAUUCACCAUCAAUAUUCCAGGAGCUAAGAGCUAUGUGAUAACUGCCCCUUCUCUGAUGUUAGCCGUCCAACGUAAUUCUCGCAAUAUAUCAUUUGAUCCUUUCUUAGACGUGGCUGCAAGUCGCAUCGCUGGCUGCUCGCCCGCGACCUGUCACGCUCUUCUAGAAAAGAAACGUGGUGGAUUAGGCGUCAACCAGCUCAUGGUCGAAGCCAUGCACCCUGCUCUUCUAGGAGAAGGUUUAGAUGGGAUGAAUGAAGCCAUGGUUAAGGGUUUGAAAUUGUGGCUCGAUGGGCUUCUGCAGUACGGGCAAACGUCCUUUGACCUCUUUGAGUGGUGUAAAGAAGCCAUGACUGUCGCAAGCACCGACUCUGUAUGGGGCCCGCUAAGUCCAUUCAAAGACAAAGCUGUCCAGGACUGUUUCUGGGAAUUUGAGGCCGGUGUUGGUAAGCUAAUGCCCAAAGUCGUACCACAAAUAACAGCCCGAAAGGCUUGGAAAGGCCGUGAGACUCUCGUUCGUGCUUUUAUUCAGUACUAUAAGGCAGAUGGUCUAAAACAUGCAUCUGUGCUUGCCCAUGCUAGGUACAAUGUGCAUGUCACGAACGGAAUACCAAUUGAAGAAGUUGCGCGAAUUGAGGCUAGUAUGGGCCUUGGUCUGUUAUCCAACACUGUUCCCACAACGUUCUGGUUUAUGUUCGAUCUUUUUUCUCGCCCAAAGUUGCUGGAGCAAUUGCGAGGAGAAAUUAAAAACAACGCGUUGCAUGUUGACGGACAUAACGCUAUUAUCGACGUUGCAGAUCUGCGCGACCAAUGUCCACUGCUCGUCUCAACUUUCCAGGAAUCAUUGCGUUUCAGAGCUUCGGGGGCAUCCACCAGAUUUGUGUACGAGGAUAUGAUGCUUGACAACAAAUAUCUGCUCAAGGCAGGUUCUAUAGCAUACAUCCCAGUACGACCAGUGCACUCUCACCCUGAUGUCUGGAGUGAUAACUCGAAGGAUUUCGUGCCUGAUCGCUAUCUGAAAUCAAAGCCUCGUAAGUUAGGCGGAUUCUUGGGAUUCGGCGUUUCACCGAGUAUCUGUCCUGGACGACAUUUCGCCAGUGGUGAGAUCAUUUCGUUUGCGGCAGCCAUGAUUAUGCGCUUUGAUCUCUUUCCAGCAGGAUCUUCUCCGUGGAUUGAUCCCAAGUUGGAUCUGAGCUCGGUAGUUUCAACUGUGACGCCACCUGGUGAACCUUUCCCAGUCACUUUGAAAGCCCGCGAAGAGUACAAGGAUUACGAGUGGGAUUUCCGUGUUACUAAGGGAAAAGGGCAGUUUGCACUUGUCAUUGGAUGACCGGAUUUAUUGCGCUGUUUUAACCAAGUUUUCUUGGUGACGGUGAAAACCGGGACACGUAUAUAUUGACUUUUAAGCUACUUCGUCUUAUACAAUCAGAUUCUUGACCUAGCGGUGCUUUACUAUUAUCAUCUCGAUAGAUCGUUCUAUAUGUUAGGCUACCAUGGGCUUGUACAUACCAACAGCGCCAACGAAUGCGGGGCUUGAACUCGGACUGGAACUUCCAUCUACUUU
Messenger RNA from Talaromyces stipitatus ATCC 10500, 1972 nucleotides. RefSeq names its product cytochrome P450 oxidoreductase, putative. Gene Ontology annotation, molecular function: oxidoreductase activity, acting on paired donors, with incorporation or reduction of molecular oxygen; heme binding; iron ion binding. The record is from RefSeq and is a predicted model, not a curated record. Lineage: Eukaryota; Fungi; Ascomycota; Eurotiomycetes; Eurotiales; Trichocomaceae. Bases 179 to 1738 code for a protein of 519 amino acids. The transcript has 3 exons.